Strongylus vulgaris is the source of this 553-nucleotide messenger RNA. The record is from the annotation of a GenBank genome assembly. Lineage: Eukaryota; Metazoa; Nematoda; Chromadorea; Rhabditida; Strongylidae.
UUUGCUUUUUUCAGUUUUUCUUAUCAUUGAGAAGGAAAGGGAGUAAGCAAUCAAUACAUUUUAGAAAUUUAUUGAAGAGGGGCAUAGAUCGUACAAUACCUUGAGCUAUGGUGGAAAUGGUGGCGCUCUGAUCAUUCCCAUUUUGCCAUCGUAUCUGAGCUCAGGUGGCUUAACUGUUUUAGGAAAUGAUGGCUUAGGUGCUCAAACACUCGAGCAGAGUAAACUUGAGCAUGAGGAAGAGACCAAUGAAAAAGCUGAUGUGAAUCAAGGAACCGUUGGCGAGCAGAACAACAAAGAGGAUACUGCAAGUGGUAAAAUCUCACUUGAUGCUAUAAAUAAUGCUGGAAGUGUAUUUGCGGGUGCUCCAAUCUACAUUCCUGACUUGAACAUGUUCCUCAGAAGCAACUUUAACCUACAAAAUCUAAGGCAGGUCAAGCAAGACCGCUCUGGUCAUAGUCAGCGCGAUACCCAGGUCGCAUAUGGAACCAAUACCAAGAAUGCGAAUUCUAUAGAAAAACCGGUAAUGUUAAUUAUUUCGUUUACUUAUGAAUGA